AUUUGAGAAAAUUAUUAAAUAAAAAAACCGUGGGAUCACAAAAAUCGUGCAGGAGAAGAGAAAACCCGCUUUUUCUAUUUUCCUGGGCUGCAGUUCACCCGAACUGUGAAUAUUUCCGUAGCAGAGAGAAGCAGAAUCUAGGGUUUUCGUCUCGCCGAGGGAGAAGGAAUUGUCCAUGGAAGGUCCGAGCAAUGGAGGAAUGCUCUACCAUGAGGUACAGGAAUCGAAGUUGUGCGCGGUGCAUUGCGUGAACACGGUGUUGCAGGGGCCCUUCUUCUCUGAAUUCGAUUUGGCUGCUCUGGCAUCUGAUCUUGAUACGAAGGAGCGCCAGAUGAUGCUCGAGGGUAACGCCACCGACCUCCUUCGCUUCGAUUCUGAGGAGUCUCAUAACGUCUCCAUGGACGGCGACUUCAGUAUACAGGUUUUACAAAAGGCUUUGGAGGUGUGGGAUCUUCAAGUCAUUCCUAUGGACAGCCCAGUAGCAGAGCCUGCACAGGUUGACCCUGAGCUGGAGAAUGCAUUCAUCUGUCAUUUGCAGGAUCACUGGUUCUGUAUUAGGAAAGUAAAUGGAGAGUGGUAUAAUUUUGACAGCCUUUAUGCAGCCCCAGAACACCUUUCCAAGUUUUACCUAUCAGCCUAUCUUGACACUUUAAAAGGAUUUGGCUGGAGCAUUUUCCUAGUGAGGGGAAACUUUCCAAAAGAGUGUCCUAUCUCAUCUUCUGAGGCUUCUAACAUUUAUGGGCAGUGGCUUUCUCCGGACGACGCGGAGAGAAUAACGAAGUCCUGCAAUGCAACGCAAGCCCCUCCUCAUCGCAUUAAUUUUUCUCAACAGCCUUCUGAGCUGUCUCGUCCAACUGGGGAAAUCGAAAUGCAUUCUGAUGCUGAAGAUGAAGACUUGAAGGCUGCAAUAGCUGCUAGCUUAAUGGAUUCUUCCCCAGCCAUGGUCAACACAGAUGUCGGAACCCUUCAGAGCAGCCAAAGUAACGCAAAUGCUGGCGCCCCUCACAGUAGCCAAACUAGCACAGAUGUUGGCACUGUUCAGAGUAGCCAAACUGGCAUAGAUGCUGGCACCCUUCAGAGUAGCCAAACUAGCACAGAUGUUGGUACUGUUCAGAGUAGCCAAACUGGCAUAGAUGCUGGCACCCUUCAGAGUAGCCAAACUAGUGAAGAUAAAGAUGCCUAAGAACAAAGACAUUCUUUUAGAUUUAAUAUCCACCAGACAAUAAUGGGUUUUCAGGUCAUCCUUGGGGCGAGUUCUUUAUAUUGUGAAGUGUACACAUCUUCAAUUUACUUUGCUUGAUCUGUAUCAAGUUAAAAUUGACAGCAUACAAACCUUGAGAAAGCCAGCCCAUGGCUUCCCCAAUGGAAAAUUGCAGUUUCUGGGUUGGGCUGGCAGCAUUUUUCCUGAAGCCUGUUUUGCAAUGGAGUGAUGAAAUCCUGCUGGUCUGUUUAGAUAUUGAAAAUAUUUUCCAUUCUCAUCAAAAUUUUCCCCAUGUUUUUGUAUAUUUCUAUGAAAAAAAUUUGAAUAGCACAGAUGGUGUAUUGGUGCUGAAAUACAAAGUUGUUUUUAAUGGAGUGACGGAAUAAAAUGCUUCUUGUUGGUUUGUGGGCACAAA
Messenger RNA from Malania oleifera, 1616 nucleotides. Its product is annotated as ataxin-3 homolog. Lineage: Eukaryota; Viridiplantae; Streptophyta; Magnoliopsida; Santalales; Ximeniaceae. The coding region runs from base 176 to 1183 and encodes 335 amino acids. Gene Ontology annotation, cellular component: nucleus. The record is from RefSeq and is a predicted model, not a curated record. The transcript has 2 exons. Gene Ontology annotation, molecular function: cysteine-type deubiquitinase activity. Gene Ontology annotation, biological process: protein deubiquitination.